AUGGCAAACCGAUCCCUCAAGAAAGUGAUAGAAGGGUCAUCAAAUAAUGGUCAUGAUUUAUUAACUUGGAUAACCACCAAUUUGGAAAAGCUUAUAUCUUUGAAAGACGUUAGUGAUACUGAAUUACGGGAGGUUAAAGAAAUACACGCUCAAUUAGAUGAGUUCGUGAGAUACACUGCCGUACUGGAAAAUGCAGAUGAUUUGGAACUGCAUUCAGUGUUUAUCAGCUUGUCUCAGCUCUACACGAUUUCUAUAUGGCGUUUGAAGAACGAAUACCCUGGCGUGGUUUUUGAUUCUGCAGCAUUUUUAACUAACGUAUUGUGUGAAGAAGAUGUCUCAAUUGAUGAUGAAGAUACCGACCCUAACCAAAAGAAAAAAAAGAAGAAGUCAAGUACGAGAAAAAAAAAGUACAUAUAUUCCCCAGCUAAAGACAUUGCGUGCACCGUACUUAUUCAAUUAUUUGAAAAUUUUGGAAAUAGCAUUUCUUCUUUAAUUCCAUUGUUAUUUAGUGCUAUUUUCAAGAACCUGAAAAAAAUCAUGGAAAAAAGUAAAUAUUAUCAUGCUACCUUCAUGACAACCCUUCUUCAGCUUUUCAAUGCAAUUCUGAGAAAUUCUAAUAAUGGCGAUAAAAUCCUUGAUCCUGCAACGUAUGCAAAAUUUUCAAAAUUAUCCAAAACUGUUUUCGACAGCAUUUCUGCGGAUGAGAAAGAUUUCUCAGUUACCUUUGUGGCGGUGCUGGUAGAAUGCUGGACAGCUCAUUUCAAACAAACUACUUUUAUCAGAGAACACUCCCAUGAUAUUAUAGAGACGAUAUAUUCUAAGUUUACCGAAGGUGAGAUAGGCGUUUAUGGUUUUGCGAAUGACGAGACUCGCAUCUUCACUGCUAAAUCUUUAGCAGAGGUUCUAUUUGAUUAUUACUUUUCGAAAAAUAUUCUAACUCUACAAGAAGUAUGGUCUAUUUAUGUUAGGAUUUUCUUAAACUGCGAUACACGAGAUGUGGAAAGUGGUUGCUUUGAAUCUAUUAUUCAUUUAAUUAAUUUGAAUCUACUAGCUGACAACACUUUUUUGAGUAACUCAAAAUAUUUGGAUAUAGUACUCUCUUUAAGCAAAGUCUUCAGCAGCUACGAAGUGAACAAUAGAAGUAUGAAUACAUUAUCAAGGUAUUUGAGGCACUUUCAACAUAUGCAUGAAGUAAUGUUGCCGCAUUUGAGUGACACUGCAAAGACUCAAAUGUUGUAUUAUAUUUUAGGUUGUUCUGAUACUUACCAAAACUCUUCUAAAAAUGGUUCUACUUCAAGUUUAAAGUAUGGCAUUGAUGCGAAGCCUGAGACACAGUGGCUUACAUUACUACAGCUUGACUUGACGUAUAUUUUAAUCAAUGACUUAAGUUCUACUUUUGCCACUGAGGAAAAUACUGUUAAAGAGAUUAGAGAUAAACUGGUUGAUCUAGCGACAUGUGAAAUCUUCACAAUACGUGUUCAUACGGUGGAAAUUUUAAAAGUUUUCCUGAAUAACUGUCCAGAAUAUCUUUCGGAGACCAUUGAAAACUCUUUACGUGCAUUGUCUACUGACUUCAAAUCGACGGGCAAAUUUGUUUUUCAUAGAAAUCAUGGACAUGCUUUCAUAAUAGCAAACCUAAUCAAAGAUGCCGAGAGUGACUAUAUUUCUUAUGAGUUGAUCAUGAGAAUUACGGUUUUUUCCACUUCAUUCAUUAAGAAUAAUACUACAUCUACCUCUUCCAAUUUAUACUUCAAAGGUCUUUUAUGCUGGAUAUUAUUAAUAGGAUUGAUGAAUUAUAAAGAUGAACAAUAUUUGAAACUACAGAUUCCCCAACUAUUUCUUUUCUGGAAAGUUCUAUUAACACAUACUUACACAUACCACGACGAGGAUGAAUUGUACAAGAAUUUAGAAAUCCGAAAUCAUGCUUUGACCUGUUUAUUAACAUAUUUAAGCAAUACGACAAUUGAUAAAGACAUGGCCAAGCAAGUAUCAUAUUUGCUGACUAAGUGCUCCAAUUUUAACCAUUCCAUUGAUUUGAAAUCAAAAAACAUUGAUAAUGCCCUACUGCAUAAUGAAAACAGAAUUUUGCAGGUAUAUCUCAAGCUGGAGAAGUACAUAAAUAGCGAUUUUAAUAGUUCUUUACUAAUAUUAAUCGUGAAAAAUUUUUCAGAUCCCAAUCUUUACACAGAAUCAAGUACUUCCGUUUUGAACAGCAUAAAAGACAUUCGUAACAGGAAAACGAGUAACAAGGAUGACACGGAAAAUAAUGUGGUGUUAGAAUCCUCGAUUAAUACUUUACUCCGUCAAAACAACGGCUUUGCAUUCGGUCUAUCCAGUAAAAUAACCGGGGACCGUAUUGUAAACUUAUCAAUGUCCACUACUUAUAAAUACGAUGAACCAAUAAGUGGAAGCUGGCCAUCCAAAGAUUACAACUGGUACAAUAUUUUCGAAAUGGAAGUAUCAAAGCCAAUUUCUCCAAUUUUAUCUCUGGAUUCGUUGAUCCUGCUAUAUGGAUCUGGGUCUUAUUCUCAGAUUGACCGCUACGCACCUCAAGUCACUACAUCUCUAAUAGACUCUUCUAUGGAGCUCUUUUCAUCUGUGUUCCCCUUUUUGAAUAGUAAAAUACAAUACUCUGUUAUGGAAACUUUAAAUUUGUCCAUGUUUUCCAAAAUGACUACACCAUUGAGAAGUGUGGCAAUAGCUGCCAACGUUUGCAGUGCUUUGCAUAGUGCUUUACGCAUCAUGCAAGAAAAAAAUUUAGAGUUGGACUAUUCAGUAGGGCAAUUAAUUAUCGAAUCAAUAAAGAAGAUUCAGUUCUUUAAUGACAUUUUUCUAACAAAAAUUAAGGCUGAUUGUGUAGGAUUACUUACGGCUGCUAUCGCAAGAACAUUUGGCGAUGAAGAAAGACAAAGGUUUCUUACAGAGCAGUCAAGAAUAUUCAUUAAAAAUGUCGCAGAUAUGGAUGAGCCAUACUUAAGAAUGUUUCAUGUCCUAUCAUUGGCCACAAUCUUUAAAUAUAACUCACAAUAUGCUAAUUUUGAAACAUCUUUCGAUGUAAUUUUUGCAUUAAUGAAGGAUCCACAUCCUGUUGUUCAUUCAUGGUCAUUGAAAGCAAUGCAUGUUCUUCUUGAGAAACACUUAGUGAUUGACCUGAAGACGGCAGCUCUGCUACUAAGUUCUAUGGAAGAGUUGCUGGUGCAGGAUAAGUACGGAGUUUACGGACGCUCUACUCUUCGCUGUAACUAUAACAGAGACUUUAAUUCUCACGUAGCGAUCGGUGAAAUUUCAAGGACAUUAACUGAAACUGUGGGGCCAAAUUUUCUAGAAUUAAAUACCAAGGUUCUUGAUUCGUUCAGAAAUAUAACACUCUCCCUGUUAAUUUCUAAUAACAUUCUCAACAGCAUAAGCAGCAUUAAAAUGUUUGAAAACAUAGCUACUUUCAAAAUGAAAAAUAUUCUAAACUAUGACAUCUUUAUUUCUUCCUCUAAGAGUGUAAUUAAAAGUUCAAUAGUGACAGGAAUAGGGUCAUCAUAUUUUGACACUACAUUUACGGGCUCGAAUGAGCUCAUUCCACGAACUUCAAGUUUAAAAAGCGCCUUUGAAAACUUUGACUUAUUGACGUUGUUGUACAAGUUACAGAUGGAAGAAAUAUUCAUGAAAGAAAUGGAAAAUCUAAGCUGGAGAUACCUCGCUCUUUUUCCAGAUUCCCGUUCUGUUAAGGAUUAUUUUACUGAAUGGAUAUUGCAUACUUUCAAAAAAGACCAUCAUUGGUUUGAUAAAUUAUACUCAAUUUUUAAUAUGAGUUUAGGAAGACUAUUCCAAAGCUACCACAGGGACGUAUCAGCCCUGUUAGAGCUGAAUGGUCUAAAAAAACCUUCAGAAAAAGAAAUUAAAGGCGAAGAAGAGGAAUCCAUAGCGAAUGUUAACCAAUUGGCCAACACAGAUGCCGCUGAUUUUGGAUCUGAGAACCUGCAGUGGAAGAGCAGACAGAUUAUCUUAAAUCUGAUAUUAAUGUUGUGCUUAGAAUCCGAAAAAUAUGAAAAUUUGCUUCUUGCCCUCAGCAGCAAAAUCGCGGAUCUUAUUAAAAUAUCAUUUCGUGGAUCCACAGUGAGGAAUGAAGGCAUGAAGCUAACGGGUCUACAUAUUUUGAAUUUUGUACUGAAGAACUAUUCGGUCAUGAGGGAUCCUCAAAUUCCUGAAUCGUCGAUUUUAGAACAGCAAGAGGCUCAAAUAACUAGCGCAUUAAUGCCUGCGUUUAGUAAAGGAAGCUCACCUACCGUAAUGUCCUUUGCUAUCACUGUUGCUGCUGAAGUGUUGGCAUCCAAUAUAAUGCCACCAGAUAAAUUGGGAAGAAUCUCACAAUUAUUAAUUGACCUUCUUGGUAAUUUCAAAGAUUCUGCUUCCGGUAUACGGAUAGGAGAAGCUGUAAUUGUUACCCCCAAGGCGAAAAGAAAAAUAGAACUUUCCGUUUUGGAUGCAUGGGCAGAGGUAGUGCAAAGAUCCAUUACGUCGUCAAAUGAGGCACUUAUCUCUUUUACACGGAAAUAUUGGAGCAUUUUGGUUCCAUUAUGGAUCAUUUCUCUACGUGAAUAUAUGAUGAUAAAGUAUAAUGAUAGUGAUUCCACUCUGCAAUUAAAAAACCAGUUGAAAGAAAAUGGCCUUAUUGAACCGAGAAGUACAAAAAUUGAAUUAUAUGAACCAGUCUGGUUAAACUUCGUAGAAGCGCUUGGAUGCACUCUCGAUUCAGAUGUUCAAGUUAUUCUGGCAUCUCUUAACGAUGAGGAAUUAGAGUAUUUCCUCUUUAUUUUAUUUAGCCAAUGUUUGGAGGCUAUUGUCAAGAAUAUUGAUGAUCAUUCAGUUAAAAUGCAAGUUUUACCCGCUUUACAUAAUGUCCUAAAGAGCAAUCUCUGCAUAAAAAGUAUAUUUGAGGAUGAUGUUAUUACUGAAGUUGUUGGGAUUAUGGAUAGACUGAUUUCUACCGGCGACAGCAAAGAAGAAUUUCUGCUUGUUGAUAUCAUCAGUGACUUGAUCAUUGGGUAUUCGAAGUGCAAUACUACCCCUGAGGCAUUUUUACAAGACAUUGACAAACUAUACGAAUUACUGCGACUACUGAUGAUGAUUAUUUCGGAGAGAUUGCCAUUUAUCAAGUAUAACGUGCUGACCAGUGAAGAAGAUAAUAAUGACAUAAAGAUCUCCCCCACCGAUAUUAGGUUGUUGAAAAAAACAUUCAUUGCGUUCGAAUCAAAUAUUAGUAACUUUGACAAUAUGUUCAAACUAGAUCUUUAUUCCUGUCUUUUGUUUAUCAUAGGGAAGAUUUAUGAAUGUAGUCAUCGCGAAGUAAUAAUUCCAAUCGUACUUCCACUUUUUAAGGCACUGGUAAAGGCGCUUACGGAGUCUGAGGACGAAAAAAAUAUUGUAUUAUUAGAAAUCUUCUACGGAUCAAUAAAAGACAUUAUUUAUCAUAAGCUGGAUUCAAACAACAAGGUUGCAACCAUUCUGAUAUUGCUAUCUAAUGGGUAUUCUAAGCUAAGUUCUCAGGAGCUGAAUCACUGCGCAAAUAUUCUCUCAGAGGCAUUGAAUAAUCCCGCUACACAGCCAAUUGCCUUACAAGGUUUCAAGAGAAUAAUAUCAGGUGUUUUUAAAUACCCGUUAUUACAGUACUUUAUGAAGUUGGUUAUAAAAAGAUUUUUUCAGGAUAUCAAAACAAACGAUUCAUUAUCGUUAGCAAGCAUUAAAAGUAAGUUGAUAAUUCAGUUCACGGAAGAGGUUAUUAAGAAAGAUCAAUCAAAGGCAUCAUUGUCAAUUGCUUUAUGUCUUUCUUUCCUUGCCGCAUAUCAUGGUGCAUAUGUGGACAAAGUAGACGAUGAAGUCGCGAGCGGCAUUAUGGCUUUGGCAAAACUAGACAAAGAUUCAUUUAGAGACGCCAUUGCCAGUAUUAUCAGUCCUCAGCAAAAGGCAACUAUAGGUUCCGUAAUGGAGGCGUACGUUAAAGCACAGUCCCUAGGAUCUGUCGAAGAGGCCUUUCAAUUGAAGUCUUUCGACUAG
Saccharomyces paradoxus is the source of this 6045-nucleotide messenger RNA. It is a transcript of the gene LAA1, whose product is annotated as AP-1 complex accessory protein LAA1. Lineage: Eukaryota; Fungi; Ascomycota; Saccharomycetes; Saccharomycetales; Saccharomycetaceae. Gene Ontology annotation, cellular component: endocytic vesicle; Golgi apparatus; membrane. The record is from RefSeq and is a predicted model, not a curated record. The transcript has a single exon. The coding region runs from base 1 to 6045 and encodes 2014 amino acids. Gene Ontology annotation, biological process: retrograde transport, endosome to Golgi; endocytosis; intracellular protein localization.